Podarcis lilfordi (Lilford's wall lizard) is the source of this 17878-nucleotide messenger RNA. NCBI's taxonomy places the organism in Eukaryota, Metazoa, Chordata, Lepidosauria, Squamata, Lacertidae. The record is from the annotation of a GenBank genome assembly.
AUGUUCGGUUCUGAUAACAAACCUUUAGGAGAAGGAGACCUGCGGAAAUUACUUAAACUUUAUCGCACAGAGAUCUCCAUGGCAGUCGACGAUGUCUUCCCUUUGCUCCAUGGACUGGCAGAUCAUGACAUUGUCACGGAAAAGAUGUUCAAGGUGAGAGAAAUAAGAACAAUGAUGAGAUGAUAUAUACUUCAAGUUUUCCUACUGGCUACUAGAACAAUCUCUUGUGGCAUGCAUAUAAUUUGUAUAGAGGAUAAGUUAUAUAUACCUGCCCUUUUUUUGUUUGUGUACUGCUGAACUACGACUCCUUCCUGGCCUUCAUUUCUUUUAUUGUUCUCUGAAAUUUUAAUCUGGUGGUUUUAUUUUGUUUCUCUGAACCCAGUUAGGGAGGUCAGGUAGAAAGAGAGAGGUUUUUAUUUGCGGUUGAUGCUGCUUGUAUCAUAGCACCAAUUUGUAGUCAUGAAUCUCAGUGUACAUCGUAUAUUAUUUUAUACACCAAAGAUCAUGGGUGUUGUAUGAAAAUCCUUGCAAAUGGCACAAAAUCCUAAGGGCUGUGAACAAUCAGAGCAGACCAAAUAAAAAUUAAUGAACAUUUCUAAUUUAGUUUUAUUAAUGUCAAUGGGUCUACUCUAAGUAGCACUAGCAUUGGCUACAAUAUUAAGCCUUGGGAAGCACUAUUGUUUUGUAGACCUUCAAAGUGAGCAGUUCAUGAGAUGAGCAGUUCUGGAGUGCUUGUGUGAUGGCCCAUGUUUAAUUCAUUGGUUUCCCCUUUUUUCAGCAUUAUUGGCACUUCACAGUUGUUGUUCUUCAGUCUAUAAUAUGUCCCCGGGACUUUACCUGCAGUGCCAGAAUUUGAGACUCUUGCUGUAACUUCAGAGGACAGAUUUGACUGCAGUGUACUUAAGCAAUUUAGGGGAGCAGUUAAAUCUACCAGUAUUUGGAAAGUAGACUAGCCUUGUUUUUUCUUUCUCCCCGAAGGAUACUCUCCAUCUGAAGGAGAAGGAUGGCUGCCACAAGGCCUUCCAUGCCAUGUUAACGUGGCUGUUGAGCCAGGACUCCUCUUCCAUCCGGGACUUCUGGAGGGUUCUCUUCAAGGAUUAUAACCUGGAGAGAUAUUCCAAGCUCCAGUCCAUUCGAAGCAGCUUUCCUAAAGGUAUUUGCUGAAGUCAUCAUAGCCAUGAAGAAAUUGAAGAUGAGUGAAAUAUAAGUGGAAAUAGAUUUAGAAACGCCUCUCUCAUGUUUAAAAGCUGGGAAUCGUUUAUUUAUUCACCUUUCUUGUUUAGCUUGUUUAUUUUACUGCAUAAUAUAAUGUGUUUUCCUGCUCCAGGGACAAUUUUCCCCACCCUGAAGCACAAUUUCUAUAAUCAGGCGAGAAUCCCACAAAACAGACUUAUGGAUGGGUGUUUAUUGUGGAUCCAUGCUCCUUAUGCAUACACAUUUAUUUGCAGUGUCCACAUAUCUUUGGCAUCAAAAUGGCAGCCUAUAUUCCCCACCGCAUCAUACCUUGUUUAAUCUCCAUUUACCCUUUAUGGGGAAAAUACAAGAAUAAGGAAAAAAAGCUUGUUGCUAGCAACCCACCGUUGCCUCAUUUACAAUAUUAAGCCCUGUCUAGACAUGCCUCCAGUCUCAGAAUUUGCUUUCUUUUCAGACCUGGAUCUCAGUAGGUAUUGCAGCAGGGCAAGGAAGCUCGCAAGCAGUCCUAAGGUAUUGACUCAGCACAAAUCCCAAGGGAAGAGGAAAGCGACAGAUGAAAAAGAUGCUUUGCACCCACCUCAACUUUCAGCAAAAGGCGACCCACACCUUGGUAUAGAACUAUUUUCUGGGGUUUUGCUGUGCUUUUUGUGGAUGCAAGAGUUGAUAUUAAACAUGCCAAAGAGGAUUAGGAAUGGAUUUCCUCCAGGAAGAAAUAAGGAUCUGGAAUGAGAAUUUUCAAUUUCAAGAACAUCAGCACAAGCCAUUCUCUUUUUUGGUAGUAUUUCACUACCUUGAUUUGUUUUAUUUAAGAUAUUGAUAUACGGUACCAGUUUUCAGGCGAGCUUUGCAAAGCAGUUUCCAUGCAAUGCUAACGAACUGAGCAUCAGUUUAAAUAUAUAUAUUUUUAAAAACAGCCAAGGCAAGAACUUUCUGAAAACUAGAUCUCCUUCUUCUCAGAGCUACAGCUCUCCUUCUCCUCAGUCAGGGUGGUGGUGGUUAGGGAGGGAGAGGCCACCUCAGCUGCAAUACUAGGAGCUAGGCCCGGGGGCCGGAUCCGACCCAAUCGCCUUCUAAAUCCGGCUUGCGGACAGUUCGGGAAUCAGCAUGUUUUUACAUGAGUAGAAUGUGUCCUUUUAUUUAAAAUGCAUCUCUGAGUUAUUUGUGGGGCCUGUUUUUACAUGAGUAGAAUGUGUCCUUUUAUUUAAAAUGCAUCUCUGGGUUAUUUGUGGGGCAUAGGAAUUCGUUCAUCCCCCCCCCAAAAAAAUAUAGUCCAGCCCACCACAUGGUCUGAGGAACAGUGGACCAGCCCCCUGCUGAAAAAGUUUGCUGACCCGUGUCCUAAACACAUACUUGCUGUUUAUUCGGGGCGGGGGGGGGGGAGGCCUUGUUUUCAGUAUUGUAAUGAAUGUCCUAUAAAUCAACAGGAUCCCUUCCAAAGGCAAAAUCUGUGAAGAAGUCAGAGAAUGUUGAGACCCAGCAUCAUCCCCUUUCUCAUGGCGGUAUGUGCAGCACUUCGGCGUUCUUGUAUCUAUCCAGCACUGACCUAACGUGGUACCUUGACUUAUUUCACUCAGAAGUGACCGAACUCUGUUUCUUCUUAUUUAGAUUCUAGAUCAGGGAUGAGGAUCCUGUGGCACUCCAUAUUUUGUUGGACUACAUCUCCCAUUAUUGUGGCCUACUGGUCACACUGGCUGGGGCUGAUGGGAGCUGGAGUCCCAACAAUAUCAGGAGAGGCAAAGGUUCGUCACCCCAUUCUAUAUCAAAACGAGGGCAAUUAAGCUGAUAUAAAAAUUUAGACUGUAUGAAUUCUGUGUCCCUGCUUUGAUGAGAUAAAUCCAGUGUGAUCUUCCAUUUCCCAGGUGACACUAAGAAAUGCAUCAAAAUUGGUGGUGAGUUUUAUGCAGCAGACAAACUAGAAGAGAGGAACAAAGCUCAGGAACUGAAGCCCAGCGGGAAAGCUAAAGAAUCCCAGGUCCGUAAAUACAUAUGCCACACAAUAUACUUCUAAUCCUUUCACAUUUUCUCUGCCUCUUUUGCUUUGAAGUUACUAGCAAGCUUUGGGGGCCCCAGAGUCCUUCAGACCAUAGUGCCGGGUGAGUGAAUCAUGGCUUUGGUUUAGCCAAGGGCAGACAACUGCCGGUUUUUGUUUAUGCAGCACCUGCAGUCAGGUGCUUCACAAUUACUUCUGCGUGCAAUUACCAACCUCUCUAUUAAGGGGCAAACCCGGCAGCUUCGGCUCAUGGCAAGCGAGUCACAUGACCCACCCACCCACCUCACUCAGGGAAUUUACUGGUAGAACAGAACAAGCAGUUGCGUAAGUGAAGCCUUAGUCUGGUACUGCACCCGAGAGUCAGACAGAAACGAGGAGGGCUGGGCUCCUGCACUUUUAAUAGCUGCUUAGAAGAGGGAAUUGCAACAAGAGUAGUAGGUUAAAUGAGAGCUACAACUGCUGAAAUUCCUUCUUCUGCACAACUACUAAAGAUGCAGGAGUCCUAUUCAGCUGAACACCCCAACCAACAACCUUCCUUCAGGUGUGGCUUGUGCCUCUUGGCCUCACAACUCAGCUUGACCCUUUUACCUGUGGGGAAGCUUGUGUGAGUUUUCUGCACAUUCCAGUCAAAGUUCAAAGGCUACGGAGGAGAAAUUUAUAGCUGAUCCAGUGUUGUUAGGUUCUGGACGAGCUGUGUUUUAAUGUAUGUCUGUUGCAAAGCCUUUGUGGUGCUCUUUUCUUGUUUUUAUGCUGUUUAUGUGUAUGGCUUAGAGAUUUUUAAAAAUAUUAAGUUGUUUAGAGAAGCUUUUAAAUAAUAAACGUGUGCGUUAUCACCACAGCUGCUGCAAAAGGCAGCAUCAGAGAGAACAUUAAUUCAUAACUUUACUGCAAGACCCAUGGAUGACCCAUACCUGUCAGUUUUCUUAAAGAGACAGAAGAACAUCUCCAGUGGCAUUGGGGAGGAGCUGGAGAGGAGCAUCAUUUUAGCUUUUUGAACACAUUGAAGCACCAACACUUUGCAUUGUGACCCUCAUCUAGUGCAGCCUUUUCCAACCCGGUGCCUCCUUAAAGAUGUUUGUGACUACAAUUCCCAUCAGCCCCUGCUGCAUCUGGAGUGCACCAGGUUAGGGAAGGCUGGUCUGGGACAGUCCUACUUGGAAUAACUGAUAUGAUCAGUGGGGUGGACUUACUCCUUGGUUCAUAAUUCUUCUCUUGAUUUUCAGAAUGGAGAUCAAAAAGCAAACUUGCAGAAUAGGUGCCCUGCCACCCCUUUCCACACUGUGGAUCCAGCCCCCCAGCAGGUAAUAAAAAGAAUGUCAUUUUCCUUUCCCUGUGCUAAAGGUAUGUCAGCUUCCCUCUGUCAGUGCUCUUCAUAUAUGGCGGAGGAGGUUUCUCCUGUUCUUCAUAUAUUUCCACUUCUUCGUAUAGUGGGAUUUCUUGCUGGUUUUUUGUGUUUUUUUGGUAACAUGGAAAACUGUUCACACAACGUUGUUUUAUUUUGUUAUUCAUCAUAUUUGUAUUCUACCCUUCCUGGAAAGGAAUUCAGGUGGUUUACGUAGGAUUAUUUAUCCUAUAUCUUCACCAGAACCCUGUGAGGUAGGUUGGACAGAGAUAAAUGGUGACUUUUCCUAAAGUCUCCCAGUUAGCUUUGUUGCCAAGUAGGGAUUUGAACUCAGGUCUUCCCAGUCCAGCUCGAGUGUACUAUCCACUCAAACACUUUUUUAGCGUGCAAAUAGGAGCAAGUGGAGUUUCCACCCCUAUGGGAUUUAGAGCUCAUGGGCUGGGUGUGGCGUUCGUAUGGAGCCCCUGGUCGUCUCACAGACUAUUGACCCGUACACCACUAAUCCACUGCCACCAACCAAGUCCUCCCUGGUAAAAUCACUUAGUCUCAGUCAGGUUCUCAAGGUAACAAAGAAGAGUAUAGUUUAUUGUAGACACAAACAAACUUUAAGUGCAUUCCAAAUGUUGUUACUCUUUACCUUCUUAGUCUUAUUUUAUCCUGUCUCUAUCUCUUCUACCUCCCCUCACACAAGAACCCACUGCAGUAACUGUCUCUCUAUUUUCAACUGCCUGCCAACUGCUUUUCCAACUGCCUUUCCCAACCAGUCAACCCACUAAAACCAACCAACUACCCACCAUCAACUAACUCAAACCUCGUGCUAAGCCCUUUUAUAAACAGGUAGGCUCCGCCUCCGGCUUUCCUAUUGGUCUACAUUUUUAACCCUUUCUCACCCCCCUGUACAGACAUUUUCUAAACGAACAGGCAAACGCCACACUGGGUAUUGUCAGGAAGGGGAAAACCCUGAGAUUAAACAUAAUCAAAUGUGCACGCACACAUAUAUGAAAUGGGACAGAUUUGUAGGUAUUUUUAGCAUCUGUAUUUUCAGCAUUAUGCUAAAUUUAAUGAGGAAAAAAGAAAAUGUGGAAGGAGGGUAGUUGGGCAGUUUGUCUGUUCAAACAAGUUGAAGGCAUGUGCAACUUUUAAGGAGAGAUGCCUUGUGCUUUUAUGCUGCAGGUGUAUUUCCCAAGUAACCACUCCACAUAUAAGCAGUCAGCACUGUAGCUUUUGGAAAAUACAUCUGGAAACCUGCAAAGGAGGCAGCCAAUCGUAACUCCCCGGUGCAUCACCUCAUGUGAUUACAGACACACUUCCCCAUGUGGUUACUGCAGGCAAACAUUAUGAUGUUUGUUGUGAGAUGCACACAGUGGCACCUGGAAACACAUCUGCCAGAGAAAAUGUGAAACGGUCUUCACUUUUUUAAAUGUAAAAGCCACAGAAAUUGGACACCGAUGAAGACUGGAUGGAGUGAGAGCCACAGACUGUGCAAGCCCCUUGCUGCAGUGCAGUCAGGUCAAAUCCAUACCAUAUAUUUAAAGCACAUUGUUUUCCCCUGGAGAAUCCUGGGGAAUGUAGUUUAAGGUUGCUGGAUAUUAUAGCUCUGUGAGGGGUAAACUACAGUUCCCAGGAUUCCUUGGGGGAAGCCUUGUGUUUUAAAUGAAUGGUGUCGAUGUCACCACAUUCACAAAUCAUGCCUAAAACAGGAGCAGUCAGAAGUACACCGAAGCCAGUCUUUUGGCCUGAAAACUAGUGUUUCUUUAUAGACAAGAUGUGCUGAGCAUCACAACUGUCCUAGACAGAGGCACAUCUGACACAGGCACGUUGAGUGCUACCCUUUGCCUUGCAUUUCUUUUCUUUUUUUUUAUUGAUACAGCAAGAAAAAAUAAAAAACACAAAUACCAAAUUACACACAGGAAUAACCAUAGACACAUAAUUUUCUUAACAAACAAUAAAACAUAUAUUGGUCUUAACACUAAAGACCCAACCUCCCGUCUAUUCCAUAUUUUGAUUUCAUAUUACUUAUUGCCAAUACACACUUUUAACAUAAUUAAACUUUUUCUUAAUAUAUCUAAUUUCUUAUAUCUACCUUGCAACUACUACUGAAGUUCCUCGAAUGCUGCAACAGAAUUUAAACUACUGUAUUUAUUUUUCAAAUAGUCUUUGAAAACCUCCCAUUUUGAAACAACUUCCUGUUUUGAUUUAUUCUUUAUUUUUUCUGAUGGACCGUCUAAUUUGGCAUAUUCUGUCAGCUUUUGGAUCCAAUCUUGUAAAGAGGGGAUUUCAUUACUCUUCCAUUUCGCCGCAAUCAGAACUCUUGCUGCCGCCGCCGCAUAUAAAAAUAUACCCUUCCUCUUUUCCCUUUGCCUUGCAUUUCUGAUGCUCUUAAGCAGAAAAUGAAUCUCCACCAAGCCACAUAGUUCAUUAUGUCUUGAAAGUUUCACCCCACUUGGGAAGUCCCAGGUUUCCUCAGCUUCUUAGACUGGUGCCAGAUUCACCCAUGGGACAAGGUUUCACCAUGAGAAUCAUUUCUCCUUGGCAGAGCUUAGUGCCGCUCCUGCCAGAAUGGAAUUCCCCAAAGAUUUCACAGUUAAAGGCUGUUGCACAGCAAGGAACACCUUGCACAUCAAAGCCAGUAUUGGUCCUCACUUUCCCCUGCUCAGUUGGGUUUUGCUUCUGAAGCCAUCUCUCUUAAUAAGGGCGAAUUAGCAAAACUUGCAGAGACUCAGUUACAAUGUCCAUUGCAUGCCCUCUGUGCCUCCCACCAAGGCUCUCAAGUUUUGGAAAAGCAGUAUUUGAAGAAAGAAGCAAAGCGCAAAGGACAGAACAAGCCCUGUUUCCUACAGGAAGCAGCACUGUACUUUAUUACUGUCAAGCAUUCCUGCUGCAUCAGACUCUGCUGCACAAAUGACCAAAGUUCUGACGCUAUUUUCUUGAGUGUUCUAUCUCAAAGCAGAGUUCAAUAAAAGAGCCAGAGCAAGGGCAAAUCUCCCUUUAAUUCCGUCUGCUUCAUGUAUUUCCAGUGUUACAAUUAAAUCACCCAUUUCUAGGGAUCUUGCCUGCCAGAAAGAGCUCUCUGCUCCAACUCCCUGUUGCCCUGAGACUGCAGAGCUGUAAGGGAAGUAGGACUAGAGCUGGCUGGGUUGUGUGUGUGGAAGUGCACUUGAGAUAAUGUAACUUCAUAAAUUGUUGCCUGGACUUUCUUGCAUUCCUCUUCCCUCCCCAUUCCUUUUUCCUUUUGUGUUGUAUCCAAUCCUGGAGUCUCACAAUCACUUUAAAAAAAAAAAAUGUGUAGAGCAUUUAAUCAAUUUUAUGCACUUUAAGAGUUGAUGCUGAAAGUAGCAGAGGGUGCUGAUCUGGAUAGGUGGCUGUAGGUGACAUUAUGUGCUGCUCCCUAGCCAUGUAGAGAGAAUCCAUCUGAAAAUGGAGUCUUUAUUCUAUUUCAAUUCUCCCAAAUUUUGCUGGGCCAGAAGAACGAUGACGAAUGUGCCGUCUGCAGGGAUGGUGGGGAGCUGAUCUGCUGUGAUGGAUGCCCCAAGGCCUUUCAUCUCACCUGCCUUGUGCCACCACUGACAGAGAUUCCCAGGUAAUGACAGUUCUGCUGGUAUUUCCAUAGCCCCCUGGAAUCACAUCAAGAUCUGGGUGCAGAACAGGUUUUAUUUUGAUUAUAAAGGUAAAGGUGAAGGGACCCCUGACCAUUAGGUCCAGUUGUGCCCGACUCUGGGGUUGCGGCGCUCAUCUCGCUUUAUUGGCCGAGGGAGCCGGCGUACAGCUUCCGGGUCAUGUGGCCAGCAUGACUAAGCCGCUUCUGGCGAACCAGAGCAGUGCACGGAAACGCCGUUUGCCUUCCUGCCGGAGUGGUACCUAUUUAUCUACUUGAACUUUGACGUGCUUUCGAACUGCUAGGUUGGCAGGAGCUGGGACCAAACAAUGUGAGCUCACCCCGUUGCGGGGAUUCGAACUGCUGACCUUCUGAUUGGCAAGUCCUAGGCUCUGUGGUUUAACCCACAGCGCCACCUUAUAAGCCACCUUAAAUGCUUGCUUGCUAGAAAUCCAGGAUAUAAUGGCUUGAAACAAGUAUCUGAACCAUGAUCAGACAGUUUUUACAGUUGAUCUUCCUUGUGCAUGUUCGGAGGGCAUAUUGGCCUAACCCCAACCACAGUUCUCACAGCAGAUGAGGAUGAUUACCGGACUUGCGCAGAGCCUCUUCUCUUCUAGGAAUAGGGAGUGGCCUAGGGGGGAAAGGCACCCACCCUUUCAUUUCUCAGGAUCUUUCCUGUGUGCAAUUUGUUUAUUUCUUCCUGCCCUCACUUGCAAUAGUGCAUCUGAGAUUGGUCGUAGCACUCUGAUACGCCAUUUUCCAUUGGGUGGGUGGGGGACUGUUUUUGUUUACAUUUGCUUAACUUGUUUCAUCCAUUUCUUCCUCUCUUUCUCUACUUGCUAUUCACGAUCAUGCUCCUGUCUUUUUCCCCUCGGGACGCUGAGCAGCGGGACAUGGAGGUGCGAUGCCUGCUCCUCCGGGCAAUCGAAACAGUACAGGGGCAAUGGAGAAGAGAACAGCAGGAAUGCACUUCCUCAAACACAGGUAUAAUUAUGAUCCUUGAUUUCUCUGUCUCUCUUCACGAUCCUCUCUUUUCCUCUCCCUUUCGGGAAAAUGUCCUACAUGAAGCAACUCUAAGAAACUGCUCUUUCGCUCUUGUCUCCUUCAACAGAGUUUGAGAGUUUGCAGGGCAGCAGUUGAAGAAGGAGCAAAAAGGGUUUUCUUGUGUGUGUGUUUCUUUGUGGCUGAUUGGCUGCUCUCCCUGUGCAAAGGUCAGAGGGGGCAGGGUUUCUGUUGAGGCAGGUGAUUAGCUGUGGGAGGAGCUUAUCAGAGUUUGCAGGGCAGGCAGGUGAUUAGCUGUGGGAGGAGCUUAUCAGAGUUUGCAGGGCAGGCAGGUGAUUAGCUGUGGGAGGAGCUUAUCAGAGUUUGCAGGGCAGCAGUUGAAGAAGGAGCAAAAAGGGUUUUCUUGUGUGUGUGUUUCUUUGUGGCUGAUUGGCUGCUCUCCCUGUGCAAAGGUCAGAGGGGGCAGGGUUUCUGUUGAGGCAGGUGAUUAGCUGUGGGAGGAGCUUAUCAGAGUUUGCAGGGCAGCGGCGCGCGCCUAGCGGCGCGCGCAGUUUGAUCCAUCUUUUAGAUUUAGGGGGCUAGUCUCAAACGUUUGUUGGGGAGACCUAGGUUUUUUGUUGGGGAGUUAUUUUUCCUGUCUUCACGCUUUUUAUGAUGGAGGACCGCUGUAGCCACCCCCAGCGACACGUUCUGAAGAUGGAGGGGAGGGAACAGCUGCAGUCGCCUGCGGUUCCUGCGCAAUGUUUGCCAUCUUGCCAAAGGUUGCAGGCAGCUUUACCUGCAGCAAUUGCAUGUUGAUUGCCCUCUUAAAAGACAAAGUCCAGCAACUGGAGGAACGUGUAGCUACGCUCCAAAGAAUUAGAGAGCUGGAGCUCUUCUUGGAAGCAACAGAGCACACCGUCUCCACCAAGGAGGAGACAGGGGACUCCCCUGAGAAGGACGCUAGUUCACCAACACAGGAGCCAGAUAUAUGGAGAAACGUGACUCAAAGAAGUAGCAGGCCCAGGGUUCGCUCUGAUUGUUUAGAAAUACACAAUCGCUUUGAGGUCCUCUCCCUAGCAUGGAAGACGAAGAGCAGACUCCAUUUGAGGAUCUCUCCUCGUUACAGUCGAUCAGGUAUAUGAAGACGAGCAGCAAAGUCAGUCCUCAGGGAAUGUGCAGGCGACCUUGGAGCGGACAGCUCACGGAAGAACUCGACCAAACCUAAGAGGAGGCGUGUAGUGGUGAUAGGGGAUUCCCUACUGAGGGGAACAGAAGCAGUGAUCUGUGGGCCUGACAAGAUGUCUCGGGAAGUGUGCUGUCUCCCCGGGGCUAAGAUCCAAGAUGUAACUGAACGACUGCAAGGAAUCAUAAAACCCACUGACAAAUACCCCUUCCUCUUGGUUCAUGUGCGAACCAAUGACACUGCAAGCAAUAGCCUCCAGAAGAUCAAAAGAGACUACGAGGCUCUGGGCAGGAAAUUGAAGCAAUUAAAUGCACAAAUUGUGAUCUCAUCUGUCCUCCCAGUUGAACAGCGUGGCCCAGGGAGAGAGGGAAAAUAGUGGAAGUGAACAGCUGGCUUCGCAAAUGGUGUAAACAGGAACGGUUUGGAUUCUUAGAUCACGGACUGCAGUUUCUUGAAGAUGGACUUCUGGCAAGCGAUGGGCUGCACCUCACAACGGUUGGGAGAAAUGUUUUUGCCAAAAAUCUCAGAAACCUCAUCAGGAGGGCUUUAAACUGACUAAUGUGGGGGAGGGAGACAGUGCUCCUGAAGGUAGGAGUCUAUCAAUUGAUGAAGAUGAUCAUCCAAAUGUCAUAGACCAAAUGGAGCAAACAGCACGCAGACCUAGUGGUGGGAGGAAAAAUCCUUAAAUAAGAGACACGGGGAAUGAUUAAUGGACUUCAAUGUCUGUACACUAAUGCGCAAAGCAUGGGAAAUAAACAAGAUGAGCUUGAGCUCUUGGUACAGCAAACUAAAUAUGACAUAAUAGGCAUCACUGAAACCUGGUGGGAUAAGUCCCACGAUUGGAAUGUAAUAAUGGGGGAUACAAUCUAUUUCAGAGAAACAGACCAGACAAGAAAGGAGGAGGAGUGGCGUUAUAUGUCAGGGAUGUGUAUACCUGUGAAGAGAUCCAAGAUUUAGAACCUCAAAGCCAAAGUGAGAGCAUUUGGGUCAAAAUUAAGGGAGAGAAGAAUAACAGGGACCUCAUUGUGGGAGUUUACUAUAGAUCCCCAAGCCAAACGGAGGACAUAGAUGAUGCCUUCCUGGAACAGAUGGCCAAGCAUGCAAAAGGAAGGGAGAUAGUAGUAAUGGGGGACUUCAAUUACCCGGAUAUUUGUUGGAUGUCAAACUCAGCCAAGAGCACAAGGUCAAACAGAUUCCUCACUGGCCUUGCAGACAACUUCAUUGUCCAGAAAGUGGGAGAAGCAACAAGAGGAACAGCCAUUUUAGAUCUGGUCCUAACCAAUGUUGAUGACCUGGUUAGUGGGGUAGAAGUGGAAGGAUCAUUAGGCGCGAGUGAUCAUGCUCUUCUGAAGUUUACUAUACAGCGGAAAGGAGCAGCCAAGCAUACUAGGACUCAAUUUCUUGACUUUAAGAAAGCUGACUUCAUAAAACUUAGGGAAGUGCUGGGUGAGAUCCCAUGGACAGUAAUACUAAAAGGAAAGGGAGUUCAUGAUGGCUGGGAGUUUGUUAAGAGGGAGAUACUAAAAGCACAACGUCAGGCAAUACCAAUGAGACAGAAACAUGGAAGGUGCCUAAAGAAGCCAGGGUGGCUAUCUAAAGAACUUUUAACUGAGUUAAGAUUAAAAAGGAUGUGUACAAAAAAUGGAAAAGGGGGGAAACCACCAAAGAGGAAUUCAAACAAAUAGCCAGCACGUGUAGACACAAAGUCAGAAAAGCUAAAGCACAGAAUGAACUCAGGCUUGCUAGAGAGGUUAAAAGCAACAAAAAGGCUUUUAUGGGUAUGUCCGUAGCAAAAGGAAGAACAAAGAAACAGUGGGGUCACUCAGAGGAGAAGAUGGUGAAAUGCAAACAGGGGACACAGAAAGAGCUGAACUCCUCAAUGCCUUCUUUGCCUCAGUCUUCUCCGAUAAAGAAAACAAUGCCCAACCUGAAGAAUUUGGAGCAAAUGAUUCAGCAAAUGAAACACAGCCCAGAAUAACUAAGGAGAUAGUACAAGAAUACUUGGCUAGUUUAGAUGUAUUCAAGUCUCCAGGGCCAGAUGAACUGCAUCCAAGAGUAUUAAAAGAACUGGCAGAUGUGAUCUCAGAACCACUGGCAGUCAUCUUUGAGAAUUCCUGGAGAACAGGCGAAGUCCCGGCAGACUGGAGGAGGGCAAAUGUUGUCCCUAUUUUCAAAAAGGGGAAAAGAGAGGACCCAAAUAAUUACCGCCCAGUCAGUCUGACAUCAAUACCAGGGAAGAUUCUGGAGCAGAUGAUUAAGCAAACAGUCUGUGAGCACCUAGAAAGGAAUGCUGUGAUCACCAAUAGUCAGCAUGGAUUUCUGAAAAAUAAGUCAUGUCAGACUAACCUGAUCUCGUUUUUGACAGAAUUACAAGCCUGGUAGAUGAAGGGAACGCAGUGGAUGUAGCCUACCUUGAUUUCAGCAAGGCAUUUGACAAGGUGCCUCAUGAUAUUCUUGUAAAGAAGCUGGUAAAAUGUGGUCUUGACUAUGCUACCACUCAGUGGAUUUGUAACUGGCUGACUGACCGAACCCAAAGGGUGCUCAUCAAUGGUUCCUCUUCAUCCUGGAGAAGAGUGACUAGUGGGGUGCCACAGGGUUCAGUCUUGGGCCCGGUCUUAUUCAACAUCUUUAUCAACGACUUGGAUGAUGGACUCAAGGGCAUCCUGAUCAAAUUUGCAGAUGACACCAAAUUGGGAGGGGUGGCUAACACCCCAGAGGACAGGAUCACACUUCAAAACGACCUUGACAGAUUAGAGAACUGGGCCAAAACAAACAAGAUGAAUUUUAACAGGGAGAAAUGUAAAGUAUUGCACUUGGGCAAAAAAAAUGAGAGGCACAAAUACAAGAUGGGGACACCUGGCUUGAGAGCAGUACAUGUGAAAAGGAUCUAGGAGUCUUGGUUGACCACAAACUUGACAUGAGCCAACAGUGUGACGCGGCAGCUAAAAAAGCCAAUGCAAUUCUGGGCUGCAUCAAUAGGAGUAUAGCAUCUAGAUCAAGGGAAGUAAUAGUGCCACUGUAUUCUGCUCUGGUCAGACCUCACCUGGAGUACUGUGUCCAGUUCUGGGCACCACAGUUCAAGAAAGACAUUGACAAACUGGAGCGUGUCCAGAGGAGGGCAACCAAAAUGGUCAAAGGCCUGGAAACGAUGCCUUAUGAGGAACGGCUAAGAGAGCUGGGCAUGUUUAGCCUGGAGAAGAGGAGGUUAAGGGGUGAUAUGAUAGCCAUGUUCAAAUAUAUAAAAGGACAACAGCUGUUUAUGGUCUUUUUGUGCACAUUUAUUGCAGUCCACUUUUCCUUUGUGAGAAAAGGGAGAAUAAAUGGCCCGGACCUUUGGAAUGCAAUAAUCUUUAAUAUGAACAAAAUUGCAGUCUCUGAAGGUGUUUCAAGACUUUCACAUGACCACCACCCUAAAACCCUGCUGAAAUAAAAACUGUAUCCUGCAGUGACCCCUUGUGGCUGUUUUCCAUUACUACUGAGUGAGAUUUCUCUCUUUAAUUUUUUUUAAAAAAAUAAUAAUUCAUUUGUAGGACAAUCUAUCAGAUUUAUUAUUGCAAUAGAAGUAAAAUGGUAAAAAUGAAGUUCAGUGUGUUCAUUACUACACUUAGUCACUUUUUUAAUACAAAAGGCAAACUCAAAUCUUCUUAUGCAAGUAAUGUAAUAUAUUCUGUCAAUAUAAUAUAUUUAUUUUGCAUACCUGCUUAGGGAGCUGUAUAUGUCCAGAGGACAACAGAAGAUGGAAGGAGGGUUCUCAUCAAGGAACCUGUGUGUGCCUCCCUCAGGCAGCCUUUGCCCUCUGUGACCCCAGUGUCUGGGGUGGCACCGCCAACCGUUCAGAAUGUGGGAACAGAGAAACAGCUGGUCAGUAUCUCACCUCCUGUGGAACCUUCCACCAUUCACUGGGCUUAGCCAUUUCAAAUGCUUUAAAUAAGAACAGUAUGCUGCAAAACAUUUUGUUGCCUUAUUUCUCCUACCCUACCCUUGGGCUGCUAGUCUUGGUGGAGUCUAUUAGGUCUCAAAUUAAGUAUCUGCUUGAUCCUAACAUUGCUGUGAUGAAACUAUACUCUGCUUAGUUCAUUUUUCUGAGGGCCUGAAAAACCUUACAAUGGCCCCAAUGGAAGUGGUAAGUUAGAAAUCAAAGCAAUUGCAGUGGACCAGACAAACAUAAGACGGGAUGGUCACAUGCGGCGCAUGGUAGCUCUGAAGGAGAAAAAGAGGACCAUGUUUUGCUAGAAACCUGACUCCAAAUUCUUUCUUUUUUUCCCUUUACAGAAGCUGACCAUUGGGGAGAAGUGUGGAGUAUGCAGGAAAGAAGGAGACCUGAUCUACUGCAAUAAGUGUUUCCGGGCUUUCCACUGGCCCUGCCAUUUUCCUGCCCAUGCAGAUCAAAUCAGGUGACAUUUACAUCCAAGAAUUAAGCCAUCCAUAGCUCCCCAGACUUCAUAGUUCGUUUGUGAGAGCGUGUCCAGAUGGUGGCUUACUAAACCUGGUUUAAUGUCAUAGUAAAGGUAAAGGGACCCCUGACCAUUAGGUCCAGUCGUGGCCGACUCUGGGGUUGCGGCGCUCAUCUCGCUUUAUUGGCCAAGGGAGCGGGCAUACAGCUUCCGGGUCAUGUGGCCAGCAUGACUAAGUGCUUCUGGCGAACCAGAGCAGCGCACGGAAACACCAUUUACCUUCCCACCAGAGUGGUACCUAUUUAUCUACUUGCACUUUGACGUCCUUUCGAACUGCUAGGUUGGCAGGAGCUGGGACCGAGCAGCGGGAGCUCACCCCAUCGCGGGGAUUUGAACCACCGACCUUCUGAUCGGCAAGUCCUAGGCUCUGUGGUUUAACCCACAGCGCCACCCAUGUCCCCAAUGUCAUAGUACCAGAUUAGAAAUGCAGGACAGGCACCACAAGAUGGGAGUUUUGUUUAUGUAAGUGCUGCUCUUCUAAAUAGUGCUGCCCUGUAACAGGAUGCACACGGAGAAUGGCCUAUUUAUUGUUUGAACAUGUGUCAGGUGUGCCAGAAUGGUGAUUCUUACGUGGGGGGGGGGGACAUUUUACCUGAAGCCACCACCUUAAGUCCUUCACAGAUAGAUGUUCUAGUAUUUUACUCAAAGCAACAUCUUGAUCUCAAAGCAGACAAAAUUCAGAGUUUUCUAAACCAAUCCAUGCAUUUUACCACGUUUAUAUCCUGGAGUGUCCAGUGUAGCUACUCUCCAACGAGAGGUGAUGUUGAAGUCCUUAUAUUACUUUUUAAAUAGGCUCUCUCUGCUAGCAAAUCUGAAUCAUACAACUGGAAGCUGGGCCCGGUUGCAGAAUGAGCUUAAUGGUCAGGAAAACUGAUGUCUCAUGGCUCACUCAUACAGUUGGACGGUAGACAUCAGUUUUCAAUUGUACGAAUCAGCCUUGAGUUUUACCAGGCAAUCUUGCGUGGCUUCUCCUUCCUCUCCUCUUAGGGCUUUUUCUCACUGCAGUGUAGUUGAGUAGCUAAGCAUGUGCCUGGCCUGUACCAGUACAGGUGGGUGCUAACAUGAUUGAGUAUCUCAACCUCCAUACAAAAAGGAAUCCAUGCAUAUGAAAAACUAGGUUUCAGGAAGAAAGGUUCUAGCCUAACUUUCUUCCUGACAUCUCGUUUUCUAUGUGGGUGUAAUGUUUUUGUAUGGAAGAGCAUUCAACCAUAUGAGGCCCCUCUUAGACCUGAAGUAGUCCAGUCCAGCUUUAACCCGUUAUCUGUGCUUUCGGAAAUAUAGGUUUGUGACUUCAAAGGGUAAGAUCCUUUGUGUGUUUUGUUCUAGUGGAAUCUUAAUGUGCAAAUCCUGCACUAGCAACCAUCCCAUGACCAUCAGUUUGGAUGGAACUACGAACUCAAAUACCCCAACACUACGAGCGGUAAAGGUCUGGAUUUUCCGAAAUCUUUUCAAAUUUAUAGUAGCUAGUGAGUUUAAUCUUUGCAGCUCCCCUGUGGAGGUCCAUUAGGAUGAGAGAUAACUGGUUGUGUGGAGACUUGAACUUGGGUCUUCCCAGUCAAAGUCCGACAAUCAGACGUACACUAUACGGGUUCUCAUUGUUAUUGUUAAUACUUGUUAAUUUUCUAUAACAUCAGUAUGUUAAUAAUACAGUGGAAGGAAGGAGAAACAGGCAGGAAGGGUGUGUGAAUGUGAGCAAAUAGUUAUAUUCAAAAAACUUGGUUACCCUCAAUAGAUGAGGAUUAAAAGUUGCCAAAGGAAGAAGCAAGGGAGAAUGGAUCAAGGAAACUGCAGUAUACAUGAGUUGAAUUUGAUAUUGUUGUGCAUCUCAUGGUAUUUAUCCUUUGAAUAUAAUGAUGAAGACAGCAAUAAUAUAAAAAGAAAGUUCUUAGCUUUGUCCUUCAGUUGCAAAUUGAACAUCACUAGCUUUUAACUUUGGAUGGCAGAGCCAUUUUUAGGGACAACACUGGGAGUCAGUUACCAUCAAACCAACCCCCUCCCCUGCAAAAGAAAGCUGCAUCUGGGCUCAGUAUACAUGAAGGAGCGUCUCCACCCCCAUCAUUCUGCCUGGACACUGAGGUCCAGCGCCAAGGGCCUUCUGGCGGUUCCCUUGCUGUGAGAAGCCAAGUUACAGGGAACCAGGCAGAGGGCCUUCUCGGUAGUGGAACCCGCCCUGUGGAACGCCCUCCCACCAGAUGUCAAAGAGAACAACAACUACCGGACUUUUAGAAGACAUCUGAAGGCUUUUAAUGUUUAGCAGACUAUUGUAUUUUUAUAUGUUGUUGGAAGCUGCCCAGAGUGGCUGGGGAAACCCAGCCAGAUGGGCAGGGUAUAAAUAUAUUAUUAUUAUUAUUAUUAUUAUUAUUAUUAUUAUUAUUCAGUCUUCACCCUGAUUGUAGGCUACAUACAUCCUGCAGAAGGGAUUUCCCUUUUCCUAGUUGGCUAGGUUACUCAGCAUUUAUAUAAUGGAGAAUUACUAAGGCUGCAAUUCAAUAAAUGGGUAAAUCCCAUUGAACAAAUUCAGUCUUACCCUAUGUCUAUGCAUAGGAUUGCACUGUGAGAUGAGAUUUUCAAUCCUAGGUGGUGGAAGAAUCUGCUGGGACUGAACCCCUUCUGAACAAGGAUGAUCUGGACUCUCUCUUAGGGGAGGUAAUGGAAAACAAAUCUUCUUGUGCUAUAAUUUGUCCAGUGCUGAACAGGUCUGUGGAUUCUGGAAUUGUCCAUACCAAUGCUUGAGAUAAUUUGGAAGAUUUUAGGUCCCCCUUGAUAUUAAUUUGUUCUUAAUUUCAAUACUUUGCACUUUCAAGUUGCAAGCAGUUAUAACUUAAGAGUACUUUCAUCACAUCCAGUAACGCAGCAGAAACUCCUCCGGGCUGCUAAUAAGGAUGGCAGAUCAGUUAUGCCUGGUGGACCUGUGCAGUCUGUGUACUUCAAAACAGGAGAGCAGCUCUGUAUUUGUCUGCUGCCUGCAUUUUGCUCCGAUGAAUUGCUACUCUUAUUUCAGUACUGUUGACCUGGUGAACAAAUAGAAAUGCCUCUUUUCUCUCUAAUCCUACAGAAUACCUUUGAUGGGAUCUUGCACUGGGCAUUCCAUAGCGUGCCUCGUCCGCUGUCAGACACUCAAGGAUUUUUCUCAUAG